Molecule: messenger RNA, 4546 nt
Organism: Papaver somniferum (opium poppy)
Lineage: Eukaryota; Viridiplantae; Streptophyta; Magnoliopsida; Ranunculales; Papaveraceae
Product: pumilio homolog 4-like
Exons: 10
Coding region: 858-3956 (1032 amino acids)
Biological process (GO): post-transcriptional regulation of gene expression
Cellular component (GO): cytoplasm
Molecular function (GO): mRNA binding
Source: RefSeq, a predicted model, not a curated record
UCUCGUUGGAUCUAAUAACAAAAUCAGAAUCCAACUCCUCCAUUAUCAGAGGAUGUGAAGAAAAACCCGAAUGAACUUUCGGCAAUUACCAUUUUCAGAAUUCAUGAAGAAAAUUAGAAUAGAUCGAGAGACAAAAACACCUAAUCAACCAGCACUAGCCAUCGAUUACAAAGACAACAAACCGGAUCUUUAAAUCGAAGAACAAAAAAGUCAACGUUGCUAGAAAAUCGCCUCUCCUCGCCCCUUGACUUUUCUCUCUUCUUCUUAGCUCAACUAUACGUCCAGUAACCUACCCGUAACACCACCGAUAUAUGCCUUAACAUCUGAUGAUUCUGAUCGGAACAUUUUACCGCCAUCCUCUUAAUGAACAAUGCGUCAGCAUCUGAACCGAACAAUUCAACGCUAUCGCUACUACCCAACAACCACAAUACGCUGAAAAUCUGAGGCGGGAAAUAUGGCGGGUUUUAUUUUCCUCUUUAUUGUUAGAGAUGAGUCACCAAAUAAAUUUUUUGCGUUGGUCCAUGUCCGUAUAACCAUGCACGUGUAUCAAAAUCACUCAGAAAACCGUCGAUUUACUGAAUCUAACGUCUAUUAUCAUUUUCAAUCGUACUGAAUCUUCGACGCGUUUCAAGUAGUUAUUGAAUGUUUCCAUUAAAAUCUUAUGAUCCUCUUCAGAUCUUGUUACAACGUAGAGAAAAUCUCAGCAUGGAAUUAUGUAAAUUCUAUUUGAUCUAUCUCGUGAUUUUUUUAAGGAAGAUCUUUUAGGUUUUAAGGUUUAACAUUCGUAUUUUGUUGGUUUCAUCGGAUUCGAAGAAAACUUUGUAUGUUGUUGUCGGAUUUUCAGGGUCAUUGCAGAAAUGGUUAUAGAAAAUCCAUUACAGAUGUAUUCAGAUUUAGAGUUAAUGAAACGUAGAUAUAGAAAUGGCAUGGGAGGAGGAUCAAAUGGGAAUAACAUUAUAGAAGAUAGUUUAUCAAAAGAGAUUGAAUUGAUCAUGACGCGACGUGAGAGACUUGAAAAAGAGAUUGUUGAUAAACAAAGGGGUGCGAGUAUUUGUCGAAGUGGAAGCGCUCCACCAACUGUGGAAGGAUCUCUGAAUGCUUUUGAUAGUUUGUUUAGUACUAGGAACAAUUUUGAUGUUGUUGGUGGUGGAAUCAACAGGAAUGGGAAUAAUGGGAUGAAUUCACAUGGCAAUGUAAUUUCAUCUUCAGAAGAAGAGCUUCGUUCACAUCCUGCUUAUCAUUCGUAUUAUUAUUCACAUGAGAAUCAUAACCCUAGACUGCCUCCACCAUCGAUGUCAAAAGAAGAUUGGCGGAUUGCACAAAGGGUACAAGCAUUUGGUGGGAUUGGAGAUAGGAGGAAAGAGGAUUUGAUUAGGAAUUAUAGCAGUAAAUCACUCUUCUCAUUGCAGCCAGGUAGUUCGGCAGAAAAUGGGCAAACAGAUUUGGUGAGAGUUAAAUCAAGGAACUUUGCUGAUCAACAACCUUCUGCAGAAUGGCUUGAGAGGGAGACAGAUGGUCUAAUUGGUUUGGGAUUGGGGGAAAAGAGGAAGAGUCUCGCCAAUAUGAUCCAGGAAGGACUUGGUGAACCUACACCGAUAUCAGCUCAUCUCUCACGCCCAGUCAGCCGUAAUGCUUUCAGCGAUGUUGAUCCAAUGGGUACUCCUGAUUCUGAAGUGACACAAAUGCACAGUGGAUUAAACUCUAUAGAUGGCACACAUUCCAGGAGUACUACCCCCGGGCUAGUCAGGGUUCAUAGUUCUGGAUCAUCCCUUUCUCAUACAUUUGCAUCGGCUGUGGGUUCAUCUAUACUAAAAAGUACUACCCCUGAAUCUCAUCUGGCAGCCAGGGCUGUUGGACCUGGUUUGCCUCCAGUAGGAGGAACAGGUAGUUUAGUGGACCAAAAAAAUGUUCUUGACACAAACACCUUCGAUGGUCUUCCUUCAAGCACUGAGGAUCGUGCUUCCAUUGCAGCUUCUUUGUCUGGUUUAAGCCUGUCUAAAACUAGACUUGUAGAUGAAGUUGGUCACGACCUAUCUCAGCUUAAAUGGGAAUUUGAUGUCCAGCCUAGUUUCUAUAUUGGUAUGCCAAAUGAUCAUAGUCAGAGCCUGCAGAAGCAUCUCGUCAAGAAGACUGAGGCCGUAACACUGCCAGUUCCUUCCAUAUACAAGGAGUUGGCAAACAAAAACGACAAUCUCACAGAUGUUUCUGAGAUGAAUAGCAAUGCGCUCAGAAAAGGAACAUCUGCCUCUGCUAAUGUGUACAAGAAAGGACCUUAUGCUGGGUCUGCAAGUUUUGACCAAGCUGUUCGCUAUCAGAGUACAGAUAUGCCAGAUAGGAGCUUGCCUGGCCAUAUGCCUGAGACAUAUCCCAUCAAUGAUGGACAUGAUUCAGUUAAUCAUUUCGAUACAGGUGCAAGUUUUAUUAGCAGUAUGGGACGGAGUCUAGAUGGAAACAGAAAUCAAGUGAGGUCUGGCCCUCAGGUCCCAAUUUUGGACCCUCUUUAUGUACAGUGUAUGCAAAGAGCUUCUGAUUACACAGCACAGGCUGCAACAGACCCUUUUUCAGGAAGGAAUUAUUCACAUGUAGAUAUGAUUGCGCUUCAUAGGGCUUAUCUUGAAGCACUAAUUGCCCAACAGAAUCCCUAUGGCAUGCCAUUUUUGGAUAAAUCUAGUAGUUUGACUCAUCCAUACUCAAGGAGUCCUUCAUUUGGUCACAGCAUGAAACAUUCUAGAAACCUAAUGGCCAGAUCUAUUCCUUCAGUGGUAUCUGGAAGCCCCAUGUUACAGAAUCAGAGGAUCUCUAGUUUCCCUUCUAUGUUGAGGGGCACAACUGGAGGAGCUCUAGGAUCUUGGCUCUCUGGUGAUGGUGAAAAAGUAGAAGAAAGCUAUGGAUCAUCCUUAUUGGAAGAGUUCAAAACCAACAAAGCCAGGAGUUUUGAACUCUCGGAAAUUGUUGAUUAUGUGGUUGAAUUCAGUGCGGAUCAAUAUGGAAGUCGAUUUAUCCAAACAAAACUAGAAAGUGCCACAGUUGAGGAAAAGAACAAGAUCUUCCCAAAGAUCAUCCCUCAUGCUCGUAAUUUGAUGACCGAUGUCUUUGGAAACUAUGUCAUACAAAAAUUUUUUGAGCACGGCACAGAAAGCCAAAGAAAGGAGUUGUCUGACCAGCUCACGGGUCAUGUUUUGCCGCUGAGUCUUCAAAUGUACGGUUGCAGAGUGAUUCAGAAGGUUUUGGAGGUGGUGGAUGUGGAUCAGCAGACUCGUAUGGUGGCAGAGCUUGAUGGUUCAAUUAUGAAAUGUGUUCGUGAUCAGAAUGGUAACCAUGUCAUACAGAAGUGUAUCGAGUGUGUCCCUCAAGAUCGGAUUCAGUUUAUUAUCUCAUCCUUCUACGGGCAGGUUGUGUCACUCUCCACGCAUCCGUAUGGCUGCCGUGUCAUUCAGAGAGUCCUUGAGCACUGUGAUGACAUAAAAACACAACAUAUUAUAAUGGAGGAAAUCAUGCACUCUGUUUGUACUUUGGCUCAAGAUCAAUAUGGAAAUUAUGUUGUCCAGCACGUCCUGGAACAUGGGAAGCCACAUGAACGAUCUGCAAUAAUCAACAAGCUUAGUGGGUUGAUAGUAAAAAUGAGUCAACAGAAAUUUGCCUCCAAUGUUGUGGAGAAAUGUUUAACUUUUGCGGGUCCUGAAGAGCGGCAAGUUUUGGUAAAGGAGAUGCUUGGCUCUACUGAGGAGAACGAACCUUUGCAGGCAAUGAUGAAAGAUCAAUUUGGGAACUAUGUUGUUCAGAAGGUUCUCGAGACUUGCGACAAUCAUAGCCGUGAGUUGAUUCUCUCACGGGUGCGGGUCCAUUUGAAUACUCUCAAGAGAUACACAUAUGGCAAACACAUUGUUGCUCGUGUUGAAAAGCUCGUAACCGCUGGAGAAAGAUGUAUAGGGAUGUCAUCCCUGUGUUCUGCAUAAGUCUUGCAGCAGAGAUACAUGAAGAAUAAAUGUGAUAAAAGAUACUGUACAGCUAACAAGGACAGCGGUUGUACAGGGAUGUUUACCUGGGUCUUUGUUUUCCAUUGGAAAUCGCAUUGUAGAUAAGAAAAAUAAAACAAAAAAUAGUAUGCCUCAAUGAAAAAAGAGUCCGCUUGUUUCCCUCUCCCAAAAUGUAUAAAUAGCAGGCUACCGUAUUGGAGGAUGAAGUAGCGGAAUACCCUAUGGGAGGUAUCUUUAGGAAUGUGUAGGAAAUUGAGAGUACAGAAGCAGGUUUCUUUGUAGAUGGUCUGCCUUAGAGAGAUGAAAUAACAUAACAAACAAAAAUGUACAAGUUCCGUAAUGUGUUCAAGAGAUCCAGAGCUUAAUGGGCAAAUGGAACUGUACAUUUUAGCCCGAGUAGAAGAAGUCUGCCUUUUUGUCGCGUUUUGUCUUUCUGACUUCGGGAGUUUUCAGCUUUUUAUUUAAAUAUAUGAAAUUUAUGCUUUCUUGCUUUAGAUACGUUGUUGUAUUGCUAGUUUUCAAAGUAAAAGAAAUUCCAAGAGAAGAUCAAGAAUUAUUCUAUUUUUGCA